Molecule: messenger RNA, 423 nt
Organism: Angiostrongylus costaricensis
Lineage: Eukaryota; Metazoa; Nematoda; Chromadorea; Rhabditida; Metastrongylidae
Source: the annotation of a GenBank genome assembly
AUGCUGCAGAAGCUCGGUCCCAACGAAGAUGGAAGAUCGCUCAGCACCGUUGAAGUCGCGGUCGAAAGGACGAUGCUGGGAGUAUUCCGUGUCACGCAAAUGAGGGUGGGAAUCCGAAGCUUCGGACUACGUCGUCGAUCAAAAAAGAAAGAUGCCGCUGUGUACGGCCAAGUUGUCGAAGAUAAAGUGGUCUGGACAAACAGUGCCUAUAAACGACGGCUGAUGACAAGCGGUAUUAACGACAUGGAUGCUCAGCAUGUUAAACGCAUUAUAGGAAGACCACCUGCCCGAUGGAUAGAGUUCCCUAGGAAAAGCUUGGAAGAAAGUCAUGAUGCUCAACUAGACCUUAGAGGAAACAGAACCCACAGGCUAAAAUCAUUGGACGAUCAACCGGACGACAGGACACAGGAGGGUUACGGGUAG